UGUACACGCGCUGCCUCGGAGGGAGACACACCCUCGGGUCCGGAGGAGGAGAGGCUCGGCCGGGAUGCAGAGAGGAGAGGGACGCAGCAGCUGCCGGUGCGCGUGUGAUGUUCGGGUCCUGGUCGGAGCUGGAGCUUUCAGCAGAAGGAGCCACCAACGGGCCCAGAGGAGCCUCUGUGGUGCUGCCUCACGUCCACUCACUGAGAGUGAAUGAGAACGGAGAGCUUUGCUUCAGGAAGCUGCAGCCAGAAGGGAUGUAGCAACUCACAUUGUUUACUGGACCAGAAGCAUGAUGUAGAUGCAGGCCUCUGUUUGGUCUGUGGGGACUGACUGAUCUACACAAGCACUUGUGCCUUUGAGCCAGCCAAACACUGCGACCCGGUCCCCGGUGACCCCUGUUGCUAUGCCAACGGUGAUGCUCGCAGCAACCGGGAACCCUCGGAGAAGCAGCGGGUCUACAGACGCACGCGCGUCCCUGAACGCAUCCCCUGCAGUGCUGAGACCGAGAGCAGGAGGCAUGUUCUGCGCGCGGGGCCUCCUGCUCGCUCUGCUGCUGGUGACGGCGGGACGCGUGGACGCAUGCGUGUGUCCGGACGCCACCGUCUUGUCCCACUUUCCCUCGGAGCUUCCUGCGGACGCGUGUUGCCUGAACUUCUCUGGCUCCGCGUUGGGCCGCGUGCGCUGGUCUGUGUUCACCAACGGGACCGUCGUCCAGACUCUGGACCUCUCCCACUGCAACAUCAGCGUUGUGGAUAUGAGUGGAACGGAGUCCACGGCGCUGCAGAGGAUCUACUUGCAUCAUAACGUCAUCGAAGCGUUGCCAGGGGACUUUCUGGCCCGGCAGCCCAGCCUCACGGAGGUGGACCUGAGCUGGAACCUGCUCCGGGAGCUUCCGGACGGUUUCCUGCGGAACUCAGACAGCAUCGAGAAGCUGGACCUUCAAGGAAACCAGCUGCAGUUCCUCCCCAGCUCAGUGCUGCAGAAGCCCCGUCUGCAGCGCCUGGAGCUGGACUCAAACCCCUGGGACUGCUCCUGUUUGCUGCUGGAAGGCCUGGAGGACGGCGCCAGGGCCAACCGGACCGCCCAGCUGCAGGGCCUGCUGGGAAACCUCACCUGCGUCUCCCCCCGGCACCUGGUGGGCCGGACGGUGUGGUCGCUGCGGCUCAGGGACGCCUGCCGCCCGCCCGGCCUCACGGCGCUCUUCAUCGUGCUGCCCCUCGUCAUCCUCUCCGCCCUGGUGCUCUGCUGGUGCUGCGGCAGGAGGUCCAAGGAGGCGUCCGUGUUCGGCUCCUCCAGGAAGCGGAGCUUCAGCCCCAACGGGCAGAAGCAGCGCGGCGGGCCGGCGUCAGCGGCCGGCGCCGGCGCCGCCGUGCAGAGCGAGGCCGGGCCCCGUGGCAGCGAGGGCAUCCUGAAGAACCAGCUGCUGCUGCGCCCGGCCUCCACCCUCCUGGGGAGCAGCCGGGACCUCUACGAGGAGGUGGAGGUCAAGCUGGGCUCGGCGGCGUCCACUCCCCGCGCGUCCUCGCGCUGCUCCGGCUCCACCGAGGGGAGGCCGGGCUCCCAGGGGCCCAACGGGGCCGGUAGGACGGAGCUGGACACCGUCAGCGUGACGGAGGUGAUGAAGGACUCGGCCGACAGGGAGAAGGCCUAUCUGAGCCAGUCCACCGAAUACUACAGCCUGGUGCCGGGCAUCGAGCUGGAGGACUCGGACCACGGCGAGUACGAGAGCGUUGACCUCUCGUGACACAGAAAAGAUUAUUUCACUACUUCACCUGCUCUGGUAGUCGACACACUGUGUGCAAAGAUGUCUGGUGUCUGUAAAUCAACAGAAGUGCGUGAAUUAUAGGGGAACUGGUGCAACACAGCUGAUAAGCUACAACCCUUGCACUGUCUCUCCGGUGCUUAAAGUCUGUGUGACGUUUAAAUCUUCUUUUAAGUCAUAGACGUGUGUUGCUGCAGCAUCCACACAGAGAUACGGCCGCCGCAGUAUCACAAUGGAAGAGGAGGCGAUAUGAUCUGGAGCUUUUCCUGUGGGACCUGAGGAACGCAGCCGCUUUUAAAGGGAGGGUCCCUUUCUGCUCUCUGGAAAAAAGCAGUGGUUUUAAAGGUGCAGAGACUUUUGUCCUGGUAAUUUUCCCCACGCGUCGACGCGGUUGCUUUACUUUUGCUUUUGCUCAUGCUUUGACUCGCGCUAAGGUAGGAAAAUGCCAGGCUGACCAGACGCACAUGCUGGUUUAAGAUUGAAAUCUGUGCCGGUCGGUUCAGUAAAGUGAGACGCGUGACGACACCGGAGAGGAGGCGCACACAAAGGAGCAAAUCAUGGUGAUUGUGGCGGCGCAGAGACACCUGAUUGUUAUCUACGAGGCGCCUCACUCACACCGGCUUCAGCUGCUUUUAAAUGGGAAAUGUGUCAUUUAUGUGUGAUUUAAAAGUUUCAUUUAUCACCAUUUCAAAGUUUCAUGCAUCUACAAAAACAGACAAUUGACUGAAUGCUGCAUCCUUUCAUGUUAUUGUGCACAGAAUAUAAACAAAUUCUAUUUAA
Betta splendens (Siamese fighting fish) is the source of this 2542-nucleotide messenger RNA. Its product is annotated as SLIT and NTRK-like protein 3. The record is from RefSeq and is a predicted model, not a curated record. Gene Ontology annotation, molecular function: protein binding. The transcript is spliced from 5 exons. Lineage: Eukaryota; Metazoa; Chordata; Actinopteri; Anabantiformes; Osphronemidae. The coding region runs from base 404 to 1744 and encodes 446 amino acids. Gene Ontology annotation, cellular component: plasma membrane.